UAUUGUAGUGGAACAGUGCCGCAGUACAUGGCAUGAAUACACUAUUUGAGACGUGUCUGCUCAUGUUGCCAUGACUUCCAGUAACCCGGAAAUAAUGCUGCAUCAGAAAGGCAACUGUGAGGUGUGUGUUUCUCUCCGUGUAUGUUGGCGUCAUAGCAACUGCUUUCAAGUAGAUCUAAGAUGGCGUUAGCAAGUGGACAUUGGAUUAGAAAGGAGGUGAAAGGAGAAACCCCAAAUCCUAGACAUGGUCAUGCGCUGACAGUUGCAAGAAAUAUAGCAUUUAUGUUUGGAGGUUGCUUCUUUCAUAAUUCUUCUGAUGAUCAGCCAACAUAUUUCAAUGACUUCUACAUGUUGACAAUUUCUUCCACUAAUUUGACUUGGGAAAAGAUUCCACAAAAUGGAUGUAUUCCUUGUCCAAGACAAGGGCAUACACUUUGUGUAGUAAAAGGCAAGAUAUAUUUAUUUGGAGGUUGUUCAAGCAAGAAUGCUGAGCGGUGCCUUCCAGGAGUCUACACCUUUGAUCUUGGUUCUUUAACAUGGCAGAAAAUAACCACCACUGGUAUUGCACCUCAGACUCUCAAUCAUAGUUCAGCUGUAGUAGGAGGAAACAUUUAUGUCUAUGGUGGUAUGCAGUAUGGGAAAGGUGUUGAUGACCUGCACGUAUUUAAUACAGUGUCCUUAAGUUGGACUCCAGUCAAAACCUCUGGUUCAGACCCUGGUGCCAGGUCAGGCCAGGCCUUUGCAGCAAUUGGAGAAAUAAUCUAUAUGUUUGGAGGGUGUUCGGGUGAAGAUGAAUAUUGUUCUGAUGUUUUUGCCCUGGACACAGUAUUGUUAACGUGGCAAAAAUGUGAAGUCAAGGGAGAAAAGCCUAUUGGAAGAUCACACCAUACAUUUACAGCACAUCAUGAUAAGGAUAUUUAUCUGUUUGGAGGAACUUCCAAGUCAAAAGAUGGUAUUAAAUCACCAAUGAACGAUAUUAUGAAAUUAAGUUUAGCACGGAUGAAGUGGAAGAUGCCACUUUAUGUAGGGAUCCCCCCUGCAUGCAGACAGAACCAUGUAGCAUUUAUUCUUCACAGCCAUUUGUAUAUCUUUGGUGGAGUAAAUGAAGAGGAAUUCAAUGAUCUAAUGGGAAUGAAACUGAUAAAUCCUUCAGACAGACAACCUAUUAUGAAGGAGAUUCUUUCAGAAUUGGGAAUCCAGGGAAUAAACAGCAGGUUUACUCCUACCAAAAUCCCCAAGGUGAAAUAUGAAUUGACAGAAUCUCUUUUCCCAGCUGGAAGGAUUUCUCCAUCACCUCCUGCUCCAGCAACUCAGCUUCAAGAUUUCCAUUCUGUGCGUAACCAAGCAAUGGACAUGAUCACAAGGGCCUUUGCUCUGCUGGACUCUGAGUUUCAAAAGCUCGACAUUGCAAAGGCUGAACUGGUGCAGAUGACAAUGGCUUUCCAACAUGAAAAGGACCAGUACGACAAGCAUUACGAAAACCAACAAAAGGAGCUACAAGAGAUGAUAGAAAAACACAAAGGCCAAAAUGAAGCAUGGCUCAGAGCCAGAGCAGAAGAGAAUGACAAGGAAAGGAAAGAACUCUACCAACUGAGGGAAGAGAUUCUCCACGAUCAAGAAAGGCUGAGAGGAGAACAGCAAAGCAUUCAGCAGCGCAAUCAGCAACUGCUUUCUAUAAUGCAACAGUUCAAAGGAAUGUGAACAGUUUGCUGAAUAAAGCUUGAUCACAUGCUCCAGAUCAUAGCAGCAGCAACACAGCACUGCUUGAACAACUGAGCUCUUAUGUCUCGUGUAACAAAAAUCCAGUUACCGUACAAACUGUGUCUGAUCUCACCAAGUUUCUAUUCAGCUCUAGGAUAAUGGCUCAAUUAAAUUCCCACCCAUUUUUAACACAUUUUAAUGUUGUGAUUCAAUAUUCUUUUUUUUUUUACCAAACACUUUUCUGUACUCCAUAAAAGAAGAAAGAUUUAUGCCAGACCUUUAAAAAAAAAAGAAAAAAGACCAGAAUGGAUAUAAUGCUAUUCAUACACAUCCUUGUUAGGAAAUACUAAAUAUUUUGGAAAUUUGGGGAACCUGGUGGAAAUUAAGGAUUAGGGAACUGCUUGUCUGUAUCAACCUUUUUCCAAGUGGUGGAAUGGGAUGCUCCAAAUAACCCUGGGAGCCUCUCUGCCAACCCUAAUCUGUUAGAAGUCAGUGUUUGAAAUGAUGAAACACUUAGGACUAAAGAGAUGAGGAAUUUGAAUUGGUUGUUUUUGUCUUUGCAAAGAACUUGGGCAAAUCUGAUCUGAUUUUAUGUUUUCCUGAAUAUGAUUGCAGUGUUUUAAAAAAUUGUCUUUGACAGAAAGUUCCUCCAAUCUUUAGUAGUAUACCAGCAGUAUUUUUUCAGUGUGUCUUGACUUGAGAAGAUUAAAUAUGUUCAGUGCUUAAAUUUUCCUGGAAAAAGGCAGAGAUUCAUGUUUCUUUUAUAUGGCGUUACUAGCCAAUUUUUUUUUUGUUUUGAUAAAUUGAUUCAUAAGGGUGCUGGUUCCCUUGCUUUUCUGUAUACACUUAUUUAUGAUCUUAAAUUUAACCAGGCUAUUUUUUGAGAACUUUUAUUUAGAAAACCUCUCAAAGAAUAUAUAGUCAUCUGAAAACCCAUUUCUUGCAAAUAGUUUGAGGAUCAGAGUGAUGGUAAUCAUCUUGUGCUACAGAAUGAGAGAAAUAAAAUGAUAGCUUAUUGUAAA
Messenger RNA from Hemicordylus capensis (graceful crag lizard), 2723 nucleotides. RefSeq names its product kelch domain-containing protein 3-like. The transcript is spliced from 19 exons. The record is from RefSeq and is a predicted model, not a curated record. Gene Ontology annotation, molecular function: protein binding. Lineage: Eukaryota; Metazoa; Chordata; Lepidosauria; Squamata; Cordylidae. The coding region runs from base 181 to 1701 and encodes 506 amino acids.